AAGUCAACAUGAAAUUGAUAAGCCAUUCUGGUCUGGAUUAUUAUACUGGAUUUGUAAGCUUUGUAUUAACUAUUUUCAAAACUAAACUCAAUUUAUUACUUCAUGUUAUUAGCUUGAAUAUCAGUGAGUUACACUAAAUACUUUUGAUUUAGAGUAAAUAUUUCAAGAUGUUCAGCAAAUUCACAUUUCUUUUUCUUAUGCUAGGACUAACUCUUGUCUCUAGUAAACUCCAGGAUGUUGAAUUUUUGAAUGAAAUCUCCCAAAAAUACAGUCCACCGGUAGUUGGUCGAAUGAUGCUCAAACGUAUUGAGGGUCGCAUGAAUGAGGUGAAACGAGCCAAUCGUUCUAGAAGUAUGACUGCUGACCAACACUUUCUCUGUACAUCCAUUUACAAUGCUUUGGACACGCUACAUCAUGAUGUUGAAUUAAUGGAUAAAAGUCCAGUUCUUUGUGGAAACCAAAGAUUUGAAAAGGUCAUCAAUUACUUUCUCGGAAAAUUUAAAUGGCUCCUAAAUUUGUACAACAAGGGAUCAUUGAAAGCUUUGCAAUGAACAGUAAAUCUUAAAACAUGAUCCACGUAAUCAAUGUACUGAACAAAUGUUUUCUAUUUUAAAUAAAUUCCAUUUAUAAUGCAA
Tetranychus urticae (two-spotted spider mite) is the source of this 635-nucleotide messenger RNA. RefSeq lists its product as uncharacterized. The record is from RefSeq and is a predicted model, not a curated record. Lineage: Eukaryota; Metazoa; Arthropoda; Arachnida; Trombidiformes; Tetranychidae.